Epinephelus fuscoguttatus (brown-marbled grouper) is the source of this 9238-nucleotide messenger RNA. Its product is annotated as growth factor receptor-bound protein 10-like. The record is from RefSeq and is a predicted model, not a curated record. The transcript has 17 exons. Gene Ontology annotation, molecular function: insulin receptor binding. Lineage: Eukaryota; Metazoa; Chordata; Actinopteri; Perciformes; Serranidae. Gene Ontology annotation, biological process: insulin receptor signaling pathway; negative regulation of Wnt signaling pathway; negative regulation of insulin receptor signaling pathway. The coding region runs from base 333 to 2114 and encodes 593 amino acids.
GAGCAAGCGAGAGGAGUCAGCUGGUCGAAAAGUGCAGGUUGAGAGCGGUGCAUGUGUGUUUGUGUGUGCGUGUGUGUGUGUGUACGUGAGUGUGUGUACGUGUGCAGAGGAGCGCACCUCCGGGGGGAACAAGGUGAAGGCGGCUGAACAGCGGACGGAGUUUUCUGGGUGGAAGCAGUUUGCGUGGAGCUCCAGACGAGGACGGACGAGGCGCGCCGGGUGCUGCUGCUGCUGCUGGACACGAUUCCUGAGCUGCGUGCUGCCCUCUGAUCACAGGUGCUGGUGAGACCAGAGGGUGCCAUUCCCUACAGAGGGAAUACUGAAGGAACACCAUGGCCUUAGCGGGAUGCCCUGACUACUUCUUACGUCACUCAAACUACCAGGAAAGCAUGGACCGCACUUCCUCUCGCAGGCCCGACGAGCUGAUUGUUCCAGGCUUUCAACGCUCAGCCAAUCAAAAUUUGCCACAUCACCAUGAUGACGACGUGGACCUGGAGCAGCUGGUGAAUGACAUGAACUCCUCCAUGGAGAGUGUGUACCCCGUGCAGGCAGACACGGCGCUGCUCCUGAACAACGGCCACGUGCACACUCCCGACCACCACCACCAACAUAUGCACCCUGCCUACCCGGGACACGGCCAGGCCCACCGUCGUCACACCCCGCCUCUGCGGCACUCUCAGCCCAUGCACAUCCAGGCCGUCAGGUGCCUGCAGGAAGAGCAUCAGCUGCGUCCAGCCUCCCUGCCCGCCAUCCCCAAUCCUUUCCCCGAGCUCUGCAGCCCAGCAAGCUCCCCCAUCCUCAGCCCCAUACAGAGCUCCGACAACCACAUAGUGAAGGUGUGGAGCGAGGAUGGGGCCGGUAAGGUGGUGGAGAUCCCGGCGGACAUGACGGCCAGAGAUGUGUGUCAGCUCCUGGUCUACAAGAGCCACUGUCUGGAUGACAACGCCUGGACGCUGGUGGAGCAUCACCCCAUCCUUGGCCUUGAGCGGUGUCUGGAGGACCACGAGCUGGUGGUUCAGGUUCAAGCCUCCAUGAGCAGCGACAGUAAAUUCCUCUUCAGGAAGAACUAUGCCAAAUAUGAAUUCUUCAGGAACCCCCUGAACUUUUUUCCAGAGCAGAUGGUGGCGUGGUGUCAGGAGUCUGAUGGCUCAAUCCCUCAGUCACAGCUCUUACAGAACUUUCUGAACUCCAGCAGCUGUCCCGAGAUCCAGGGUUAUCUGUACGUGAAGGAGCCCGGACGCAGGUCCUGGAAGAAACUCUACAUGUUCCUGCGACGCUCUGGGCUCUACUACUCCACUAAAGGAACAUCCAAGGAGCCUCGACACCUGCAGCUGCUGUCAGACCUGGAGGACAGCAACAUCUUCACCAUCAUCACAGGAAGAAAACUCCACAACGCUCCCACAGACUACCAGUUCUGCAUCAAGCCCAGCAAAGUGAGGAGUGACUGCAAGGAGCUGAAGAUGCUGUGUGCUGAGGACGAACAGAGCAGGACCUGCUGGAUGACUGCCUUCAGACUGCUCAAAUAUGGGAUAGUACUGUAUCAGAGCUACAACGGUCCCCAGCAGAGGAAGUCUAACCUCUCACCUUUCUCUGCUCCUGUGCGGAGUGUAUCUGAGAAUUCCCUGGUCGCCAUGGACUUUUCCGGGCGGACCGGACGCGUCAUCGACAACCCCGUCGAGGCUCAGAGUGCUGCCCUGGAGGAGGGACAGACCUGGAGGAAACGGAGCCAGCGUAUGAAUGUCCUGGGCAGCCCCAGCCCACUGCACCCAUCCUCUCUGAGCACAGUGAUCCACAGGACACAGGUGUGGUUUCACGGUCGCAUCAUGAGAGAGGAAGCCCACAAAAUGAUCAUCCAACAAGGCCAAGUAGACGGGUUAUUCCUGUUGCGGGACAGUCAGAGUAACCCCAAGGCAUUCGUGCUUACCUUGUGCCACCACCAGAAGAUCAAGCACUUCCAGAUCCUACCGUGUGAGGAGGACGGUCAGGUGUUCUUCAGCCUCGAUGACGGCACCACCAAGUUCACCGAUCUGAUCCACCUGGUCGAGUUUUAUCAGCUCAACAGAGGAGUGCUUCCCUGCAAGCUCAAACACCCCUGUACCGCCGUGGCCUUGUGACACUCCACACCCCCAACACUUCCACCCCUUUUUUGCACACCUCUCACCCUGAGAUCCCACCCCCCCAUCUGCCCCUCCCUCACCAACGCAAUGAGGUCGAGAAAAGUUAGGUCGAGAUUCGGGGAUGUGAACAACUCAGCUGGCACUGGUGGUUUGAUUUCUCCAGUGCACCGGUGCUUAUCUCCGCCUUACCACUGCUUGGAUGUUUGAAUGUGAACCGUUCAGACAGCUCAAGCGUGCAGAUUGUGGACCCAGCAGUCGCCCAACUCCUGCGAUGUUGUCAUGGAGACUCAAUUGUUUUGUCAUUGCCAUUUUGACCCUGGAGAGACACCAUACGUUAGCUAAGGUUCAGCAGGAGUGCUGCGGGUCUCCUGGAUGGAUACCUCCCUCAGAGUCCCUCACCCUUCAACUCUCCCUCCAGCCUCCCUCAUCCUCCAGGCCUGAUAAGCUGUGGUGCCCGCCCCACCCUCGCCCCUUCGUGGGCGGGGAGCGCCACCCUCUGACUUCCUCAUCAAUCAUCAGGGAUGGACGGGAACCUCUCUGGGUCUUAUCAAACUCGAUCCAGGAGUUUUCUCAACCUGUGCAGUCCAGUCUGGAUAAGCUGACACCCUGCCCCCCGCCUCCAACCCCAACACCCGAGCGAACUUGAUGCGGCCUCUCUGCUGUGUCCUGUCCCACAAUCCCUUGGUGCAACCCCGAUACCCGCCUCUCCUCCUCCACAGGAGCUCAGAGAAAAGUCGGGAGAGAAGAGAGAAGUAGCUAAAGGCAAGACGAGCAGAGCAGUGGAGGGUUUGCUGAAAGGACAGAGGAAUGUGUAUCAGGAAGGCUGAACGAGCCUCUCUUGUAGAGUUGAUUACUUGAUGUCAUUUUAAUGCUGUUUUAUUACUGUUGAUUCAAUGCAGAACUAGUUUUGCACUCCCGGGCGGACGGACGACAGCUGUUCCCUCUAGCUAAAUGAAGCUGCCUGCUCUCUGUUCGUCCUCCUCCUCCUCCAUCACCCCCCUUCUGAAAAGCAUGCAUGUGAAUUUCCAGCAGUUCUGAUUGGAUUACAGUGGCGUGGGAGCAAAGAGAAUCAGGGCUGAUUAUGCAGUGCCUUUCAGGAAGGUUUGGGGACGUCUCGGACCUCCAUGUGGCUCGAACCAACACGGCCACACUUUGGUGAAAACAACUGUGCGUCUCAAGACCAUAAGGAAGAGGAGGAAGACUGUUAAUAGACUCCUGAAAAGUGCGUCCACCCCAAGCUUCUCCCGUUUUUUAAGAUUUGAAAGGGUUACAUCUGUUGGUGAAUUUGUCUUUGAAUGUCAUUUUCUUUUCCUAAGUCUGUUCUGAGCUCACUGCUUGCACAUGUUGAUUAUUGAUUUGAUAUCGAUGGGUUGGAGCUGUCGUGUUCGGAUCCUGACCACUGUUCCCUCUCUCCACAAAAGACAAAUCAACAAAAGCACUCCCACAACGUUUUUCUUUUUGCUUGUUUUAGUAUGGAAUUGAUCAAAUGACUUGAAAUGUGAACUCAGUUGAUUGUGUGUCAGCAUGCAGUGGAACGAGAUUCACUCGCCUUAUGUGAAAGUUGGGAUCCUUGUGUAUGAAAUUGAAGCUAUACUUUAAUGCACAUACGGUAACGUAUUUCAGAUUUCAAGUGGGUGGAGUAACAUUGAGAGCGUUAGUGGUGAUCUUAAAUGGACAGUUUAACAUUUUUGGACUUUCUCACUUCCUUGCCAAGAGUUAGAUGCUCAGAGUGAUACCACUCAUGACUGUGCACAUCUGUACAGCUCAUGAGUUAACACAUUAUAUCUUGUAGAAACAAUUUGUGGUUUAUCCAGGGUUGUGUGCUCAGCUAUUGACAUGAUUUCCUAAGCUAAGCUAACCAGCUGCUAGCUGUACAGUAGCUUCAUGUUUACAGUGCAGAACACGAUGGACAUGAGUCUUAAACCUUGUUGUUUUAUCCUUAAAGGAAUUCUUCAGCUGCAAAGUGACAAUUCAUUACCUUUAAUUCAUGAAUUUGUUUUUCUGGUGUGCUUCCACGGUAAAAAAAACUUUGACCCUGAUUACUUCAAUUCAUGAUGAAUGUUCGCCUUUUUUGGAUUCUCCGUACACUGUGGAGGCAUUCUAGAAAAACAAAGUUUUCUUCACAAAUUUACAGUUUUGUGGGUGAAGUAUUCUUCUACCAUUUUUUAGUAUGUGUGAUCUUGGGUCCUCUCUCUUAUUGUACCAAAUAACUCAAGACAUGACAGUGGUAUCAGUCUGCUCAUCAGAGUCUUUGCAGUUUCCUAAAAUGUCAAACUGUUUUCCAAAAGUAAAAAUCAACUUGAACACGAUUUAGAAAACAGGUGUUGGUAAUGCAGCCUUGCAUUUCUGGGUCUGUUGUCUUGUUACGUGCUGCUGUAUGAAUCCUAUUUCUGCUGAUAACUGGCUAAACAACAACAUCACGUCCAGAUUUUUCCAGCAGCUGCAUGUUGCAGUUCAGUAACAUCAGUGUUGAACAGUCCUAGACUUCCAAACAGUGAGGGUGUCUUUCUUGAACAGCCACAACAAUCAAACAGGGAGAAACUCAUGUCGAUAGAAGUGGAGGAAGUCAUUUUCACACCAGCAGUAGCCUCAGUAGACCAGAAUGCCUUGAAGUCAUCAGGCGUGUCGUCAGUUAGUGUUAGUUUACUAUUUUAGAUUCAUUGAUUAGUCACCACAAAACUAUUUGGCAACUAUUUGGAUUUUCAGUAAUCUGUUUUUAAGAAAAAAUGCCAAAAAUAUAAAGGUUCCAGGUUUUCAGCGAGCAUGUGCUGCUUCUCUGCGUCUUUUAAGUAAGAUUUAAGUGAACUGAAUAUCUUUGGACCGACGGCCAGACAAAAGUUUUGUGACAUUUUAUUCACCAAACGAUUCCUCGAUUAAUUAAGAAAAUUAAAAAGCAAAUCUUUUGAUUUAAUGGUCCAUCUAUGUCCCAACCAAUAACCUGUAGUUACGAGCUUUCGGUAGUGACCGAAAGAAUGAGAUUGUGGAUACAAGCCGCUGAAAUGAGUUUUCUCCGUGGGGUGGCUGGGCUCAGCAUUAGAGAUAGUUUGAGGAGAUCAGACAUUCGGAGGGAGCUCGGAGUAGAGCUGUUACUCCUUGGCAUUGAAAGCGGUCUUGUUCACGAGUGAGGGUAGAAUGGAGCGUGAGAUGGAUCGGCGGUUUGGUGGGGCUUCUGCAGAGAUGCGGGCAUUGCGCUGGACCAUCCUGGUGAAGAUGGAGCUGAGCUGCAAGGCAAAGCUUUUGAUUUACUGGUCAAUCUACGUCCCAUCCCUCACCUAUGGUCAUGAGCUCUGUGUAGUGACCGAAAGAAAGAGAUCGUGGAUACAAGCGGCCAAAAUGAGUUUUCUCUGGUGUCUGGGCUCAGCCUUAGAGAUAGGGUGAGGAGCUCGGACAUCCGUAGGGAGCUCGGAGUAGAGCCGCUGCUUCUUCGCAUCGAAAGGGGUCAGUUGAGGUGGUUCAACAUCUGAUCAGGAUCCUCCUGGGUGCCUCUUGUUGGAGGUGUUCAGGGCAUGUCCCACUGGUAGGAGGCCCCGGGGCAGACCCAGAACACACUGGAGGGAUUACAUAUCUCAUCUGGCCUGGGAACACCUCGGGGUCCCCCAGGAGGAGCUGGAAAGCCUCACUGGGGAGAGCGACGUCUGGGGAUGCUUUGCUCAGUCUGCUGCCCUCAGAUAAGCGGUUGAAAAUGAAUGGAUUAAUAAUCUAGCUCGCUGAAUUUCUGCGGCCUCAGGCCUGUAUGUCAUUGAGAGCAGCAUGGUCAUGCCUAUUUCUGGUUGUUGUAGAAAAGCAUUCUGGGAGAUGAAGUGAAAAGUAGACAAAGCAGGUAAACUAUGCAAAGGUGGUCCAUCAGAAAAAUAGAGUGUGACACUUAAAUACUAAACAAAUCUAACUGAAAGCCAUCAGAUGUGAAGUGUCCGACUGCGGCACCCCCAAGUGGUACCAUAAAGAACGGCUGUUUGCACAUGCUAUAUUUCAUGGUGGUCUUAACACGGCAUCUGAGGACUGCCCUGUGGUCAUCCUUUUGUCUUGUCCUGCCCUCUCCUGCUGUUGUGUGACCAGCGAAUGAAAAUCCUACAGGCAUGUGACAUAACACCUGCUUAGCCUCACCUGCACCUCCGCUCCAUCCUGUGCCAGACUCACGGUGAACAGGGUUAGCACGGGGCCAUUAGACUCCCUCCCCUAACUAAACUCUCUCCAGGUAUUGUCGUUGACAUCACAAGCCACUGCCAUCGCCGCAGGUCAACCAAUCACAUGACUGUUGACUCAGCAGCUCUGCGCUCCUCCCGUCAGGCCUUUCUAGUCAGCCAGGGCAGACUCUCUCCAGGGAUUGGAUAAUGCUUGAACCCCCCGCCCCCCUCUCCCACCUGUGUCCAGCCUGUAAGCUAUGACCCUGUGGUGAAUAUGUGUGCGUGUAUGUGUGUGUGUGUGGAGGCCAGACUGUUAUAUUCACUCUUCAGGAUUGCUAAGUCUGCUGGUUAUCAUAACUUGCCUUUUAGAGACAGGAAGUUGCUUGUCGGCCGGGUAAAGUCGAGCUGAGCGGUGGGUUUAGAGGAGACAGGAGUUUGGCUGGAGGUAUCCCAGCAUGCCUCAGUCUUCAGCUGAGGUUCUUCCCUGUCUGUCAGAGAGGGACGCGAGGCCACAUGGGUCCUCUCCCUCUCCCUCCAUUUUUUAAUCACUGUGCUACAAUUCAAUCGUAUACACAAGCCCAAGUAUAUGAAUAUACCAGUAUACAGUAUCAUUUGUUUUCUAAGUAUGUGAAGCUAUGGAAGACGUAGAUCUAACACUGUACCUAGGUCACAGAUCACUAUGUAUGGGGCGUUAUGCUUUUGCUCAUAACUCCAUGUUAAAUGAAGAAUGAUUUAUUUAGUCCUUUUUUUCCAUUAUUUGAUUGUGUGUAUAUUGACAUCAUGUGUAUUUUCUUUGGUUUGCCACAAAAGGACCUUUUAUAUAUAUAUAAAUAUAAAUAUAUAUAAAAAGAAUAUACCACAGUAUAUACAGUAUUAAAUUAAGCUGUUUUUUCUUUAAGAGAUCAAACUGGAUUUUUGGCGUGUCAAAUUUCUGAACAUCACUUGUGUGUAUAAGCUGACAGACUGACAGAGUCUUCAACUCUGCCAGCAUUCGAUUCUGACGCCAUUUUGUUUCUCAAACCGCAUCUUUUGCAUAUUUCCUCUCUGUCACGUCUGAUUCCACACAUUUACUUUCAAGAAAACACUCCAGUAAAUGCUUGGACAUUGACCCUUCCAGGGCCGACGUCACAAUGACGUCAUUCUAUUAGCUGGAGGCAAAACACGACUUGUCACCACAGGGCUGUAGGCUACACAGGAGUGUUAAAAUGUGUUUGUCUUGUUGUGUUAUUGGGAGCCAGAACAGAAGGAGUCAUGGCUCAAAACCAGCCGCCACUGCCCGUCAACAAAAACAAAGACAACUAUGGUUAAAUGUAGGGCUGCCACUAACGAUUAUUUUCAUUGUCGACUAAUCUGUCGGUUAUUUCUUUGAUUAGUCGACUAAUCAUUUCAUCGAAAAAUGUGUUAAAAUGUUGAAAAAUGUCGGUCUGUCUCGCCCAAACCCCAAAAUUACGUCAUCUAAUGUCUUGUUUCAUACUCACGCCAAAGGGUUUUAGUUCACUGUCACGGGAGAGUGUGUAAAGCUGCCAAUAUUUGAACAUAAGAAGCUGCAGUAAGAGUAUUUUGGGGUACUUUUAUAGUACUUUUCUAUGAAAAAUGACUCAAACCGAUUAGUCGACUACUAAAACAGUCAUCGAUUAUUUUAAUAGUCGAUUAGUCAUCGAUUAGUCGACUAAUCGUGGCAGCCCUAGUUAAAUGUGAUAAGACCAAAGGACUGGACGGAGGCCAUCAUCAAAAAUGCUCACAUGUGCAGCGCACACUUCAUAUCAGGUUAGGGAAAAAGUAUUUCCUGUUGUAGGGAUGAAUAAGGUUAUGUGUAUUAAGGGUUAUCAUGUCCACCUCAUCAGAAACUGGGGAGGGAUUAAGAGGAAGAUUGGAUUUCUCUGCAACGCUAACUUUUUAGCACAUUAGCUAACGUUAGCUUCCAUAGCAAAACAAACAAGUGUGGUCCUCCUUUGUAAGAUUGGCUUCCUGUGACAUCAUCCAUCCACUGAGUGAGAGCAUACGGGUCGGGCAGUCUGGUCCCGUUGGUCAGUGUUUACUUAUUCAAGUAACACUGGCGGUCCCGGAGAGUGAGUGACCUGACAUGGUGCGUUGGUAAAUUCAGUCUGAUGCUCUACACUAAAAUGAGAGCCCUGUUGGUGGAAGAAACGCAGCGUUAUAUUUCUACAUGAAUGAACCAACGGUUAAGUUAAUCACACAUUCACUCCGCUCGGCGCUCUGCUGCUCCGUCUCCACAGACAGAGUGUCCAGAGUGCGCUCUGCCACUCUGAGAGUGCGCUGCUCUGGAUAACCCAACGCUACAUUCACACAGCGCUCCCAAUUUAUCAACGCUCCAGUUUGCGUCAGAGUGCGCUCCCACACUCACAAUGAGUGUUUCUGAAUGCACCACUCACAUCAUCUUCCUCCAUCGUCUAAAACAGAACUUGCUAGUGCUAGCUAAUGUCGGUGGAGAAUUGUUUUGCCUCCAGCUAGGCCCCGCCCACCAAAAAUGUCACUGUUUACUAACAGUAGAAGGGUCUAUCAACCUUACACACACACACACACACACACACACACACCACCGCUUCACCCUUGGGGAUAUUCUUAGCAGCCUUUUGUAAAUCAUCACAAGUAGUGCAAUUAUCCGCUGUAGCUAACGAGGGUUGCUCAUUUCACGUUGUCCAUUUACUCUGAUUUUACGGUGCAUAACAAAGUUUUAUAAUUCUGUUUCUUAAUAAGCCUAUUCUUGCAGCAGGUGCCUCUUGUUUGCGAACAAGUCCUUAGUUGCCAUCCGUCCACUCACUGCGCUCAUGUACAGUUAGCUGCGACUGUGAAACCCACUGGAACAAAAUGCUAACAUCAGGUCAACAUGGCUCACCAGUCCCAUCCACAGCGGUGGCUCAGUGUAGGUGCAGGUGACUCUGUGUUUUAAUUUUGGGUUGAAGUCAUCAUAAGCUGAAGUCAAAUAGACAUUUCAGGGAAAGAAAAAAAAAAAAAGCGCAAAUGAACCGUAAUCAC